Messenger RNA from Frieseomelitta varia, 571 nucleotides. RefSeq names its product flexible cuticle protein 12-like (gene CPR13). Gene Ontology annotation, cellular component: chitin-based extracellular matrix. The record is from RefSeq and is a predicted model, not a curated record. Bases 69 to 395 code for a protein of 108 amino acids. NCBI's taxonomy places the organism in Eukaryota, Metazoa, Arthropoda, Insecta, Hymenoptera, Apidae. The transcript has 2 exons. Gene Ontology annotation, molecular function: structural constituent of chitin-based larval cuticle.
AUUCGAGAUGAUUCUCGGUAUCGACAUCAGUCUUCCAAACGAGACAAAUCAAUACACACAUCAACAAAAUGAACACCAUCGUUGUUCUUGCCGCCCUUGUAGCUGUUGCUGUUGCAGCUCCACCGGCAAUAGUGCCUCAGCAAAUAGUUCUCGUUAAAGAAGUUCCCUCUGACAACGUCGGCCUUGGCGGUUACACUUAUGGUUUCCAACUUUCUGAUGGACAAGCCAGAGAGGAAACUGCAGAAUUAGUCGGGGGUGGAACUGAUGACCAAUUCUUAAGAGUUCGCGGUAGUUUCAGCUUCGUCGACCCACAUACCAAUGUUGCAUACACUGUGAAUUACGUCGCCGAUGAGAAUGGUUUUCACCCAGAGGGAGAACAUCUUCCACGUGUUUAAAUUUUACGAAUACUCACCAUAGCAACACCUUGAUUAUGCAAAAACCCCGAGCACUUUCGAUUGAUUCUGUUUGACCAUUAUGCUCAAUAUUACAUGUGUACCUCGUUUACAUCUGCAAUAAUGUACAUUUCUGUAUCAUAGUUACGUUAAUGUUUAAUAAAUACUACAAUUAGUUA